AGAGGGAGCGAGGAAGGAGAGUUCACUUUGGCUCCGGUGUCAGCGCGCGGCGGCUGCACGGGCGCCGACGAGGGAGCAGCGAGGGAGCCGGUCGCCCAUCCCGGGACGGCUCGGGGAGGGCAGCGAGAAGCCGGAUACGAGCGCGCCGGCGGGGCGCGGAGCCGGCGAGCCUGGCGAGCGAGGGAAGCCGCGGGGGGCGCGCCCGGGGCGGGCCCCCGGAGGCGCGCAGGAUGCCCCACGAGGAGCUGCCGUCCUUGCAGAGACCCCGCUAUGGCUCUAUUGUGGAUGACGAAAGGCUCUCUGCAGAGGAGAUGGAUGAGAGGCGGCGGCAGAACAUCGCUUAUGAAUAUUUGUGCCACCUAGAGGAAGCCAAAAGGUGGAUGGAAGUCUGCUUAGUUGAAGAAUUGCCACCAACCACUGAGCUGGAGGAAGGGCUCCGGAACGGAGUUUACCUGGCAAAGUUAGCCAAGUUCUUUGCCCCAAAAAUGGUAUCGGAGAAAAAGAUCUAUGAUGUGGAACAAACACGCUAUAAGAAGUCCGGUCUUCAUUUUCGACACACAGAUAAUACCGUCCAGUGGUUAAGAGCCAUGGAGUCUAUUGGUCUACCCAAGAUAUUUUAUCCAGAAACAACAGAUGUCUAUGACCGGAAAAACAUACCAAGAAUGAUCUAUUGUAUUCACGCACUAAGUUUAUAUCUGUUCAAACUAGGAAUAGCACCCCAGAUCCAGGAUUUGUUGGGCAAAGUGGACUUCACAGAGGAGGAAAUCAGUAAUAUGAGAAAGGAACUCGAGAAAUAUGGAAUACAGAUGCCAUCUUUCAGCAAAAUAGGGGGUAUUCUGGCUAACGAACUGUCUGUGGAUGAAGCUGCACUGCAUGCUGCUGUUAUAGCCAUUAAUGAAGCUAUUGAAAAAGGAAUAGCAGAGCAGACCAUUAUAACACUAAGAAACCCAAAUGCAGUUUUAACUUUAGUGGAUGAGAAUCUUGCACAAGAAUAUCAGAAGGAACUCUGGGCAGCCAAAAAGGGAAAAGAAGAAAAUGCAAAACUGAAGAAUAACUGUAUUUCAGAAGAAGAAAGAGAUGCGUAUGAAGAACUGCUGACACAAGCAGAAAUCCAAGGCAAUAUCAAUAAAGUCAACAGGCUGGCUGCAGUGGACCACAUCAAUGCUGUCAUCCAGGAAGGUGACCCCAAGAGCACGCUGCUCGCACUGGAGAGACCAGAGGCCCAGCUGCCUGCUGUUUAUCCCUUUGCAGCUGCGAUGUAUCAGAACGAACUUUUCAACCUUCAGAAACAGAACGCCAUGAACUACUUGGCCCACGAGGAGCUCUUGAUUGCGGUGGAAAUGCUGUCUGCUGUUGCUUUACUAAACCAGGCCUUGGACAGCAAGGACCUGGUAUCUGUGCAGAACCAACUUAGAAGCCCAGCAAUAGGCUUCAACAAUCUGGACGAGACGUAUGUUGGACGUUAUGCAGAUGAACUACUCUCCAUUAAACUGGACGUUUUGUCCCAAGGGCAAGAGACCUUAAGCUGGAAUGAAAUUCAGAAUUGUAUUGAUAUGGUUAAUAUUCAAAUUCAAGAAGAAAAUGACAGAGUUGUGGCUGUAGGGUGUAUCAAUGAAGCUAUAGAUGCAGGAGAUCCUUUAAAGACACUAGAAAGUCUGCAGUUUCCUUCAGUUAAGAUUAGAGAUUUGGACCCAGAGCAUGCCCAGCACUACCAGGAUGUUUUAUACCACGCCAAAUCACAGAAACUGAAGGACCCUGCUUCUAAAAUUCUUUGGCUGGAUGAGAUACAACACGCAGUCUAUGAGGCCAACAGGGACAAGGACAAAGCAAAACAAUGGGUUACACUGGUCGUUGAUGUUAAUCAGUGUUUGGAGAAAGAAAAGAAAAGUGAUAUUUUGUCUGUUUUGAAGUCUUCUAUUGGUAACACAAAUGAUGUAAUCCCCGAAUGUGCUGACAGCUACUAUGAUGCCCUUACGAAGGCAAAAGAGCAAAAAUCGAAAAGUGUGUCUACUGAAGGUCCAUGGCUCAAACUUACCCUGCAGGAGAAAUAUGAUUACUACUACAAUGUCGACUCAAAAGAGAGUUCCUGGGUCACUCCGAAACCUUGCUUGUGUAAAGAAUCAUGGCUCAUGGAAAAAGAAAUUAAGGACAUUGUUGAGGAAGUCACAACAGGUUACAUUCGUGAGAAGAUGUGGUCUGCUCCCGAGGAUUUCCUCCUUCGCCUUCAACACACACGCUCAGGAGCCCUCCUUAGGAAAGAGUUUGAAGCUAGGAAAUCAUUUUUGUAUGAACAAGAAGAGCAUGUGGUCAAAAUACAGGCUUUUUGGAGGGGACAUAGACAACGGAUGUCAUAUGUCAGCAGGCGGCAGACAUUCGCUGAUCAGCUUCCCUCUAUUGUGAAGAUUCAGUCCUGGUUCCGGAUGACCAGAGCACGGAGGAAUUACCUUUCACGGCUGCAGUAUUUCAGAGAUCAUAAUAAUGAAAUCGUGAAAAUACAGUCACUAUUGAGAGCAAGCAAGGCGAGAGAUGACUACAAAACAUUGGUGGGCUCCGAAAACCCACCGUUACCGGUAAUCCGCAAAUUUGUGCACCUAUUGGACCAAAGUGACUUGGAUUUCCAGGAGGAGCUGGAGGUCGCACGGUUGAGGGGAGAAGUGGUGACCAAGAUCAGGGGCAAUCAGCAGCUGGAGAAAGACCUGAACCUGAUGGACAUCAAGAUUGGGCUCCUGGUGAAGAACAGGAUCACCCUGGAGGAUGUGAUUUCACACAGAACGAAGCUGAAUAAGAAAAAAGGUGGAGAAAUGCAAAUACUGAAUAACACUGACAACCAAGGAAUCAAAAGUUUGAGUAAGGAGCGGAGAAAAACACUAGAAACAUAUCAGCAGCUGUUUUAUCUUUUACAGACCAAUCCUUUAUACCUGGCUAAGCUGAUUUUCCAGAUGCCACAGAACAAGUCCACUAAAUUUAUGGAUACUGUUAUUUUCACACUAUACAACUAUGCUUCCAAUCAGCGAGAAGAAUAUCUACUCCUCAAGCUUUUUAAAACCGCUCUGGAAGAAGAAGUAAAAUCAAAGGUGGACCAGGUACAGGACAUCGUUACUGGGAACCCUACAGUCAUCAAGAUGGUCGUCAGCUUCAACAGAGGCGCCCGUGGGCAGAACACGCUGCGCCAGCUCCUGGCUCCAGUGGUGAAGGAGAUCCUGGAUGACAGCUCCCUGGUCAUCAACACGAACCCUGUGGAGGUGUACAAGUCUUGGGUGAACCAACUAGAAACACAGACUGGAGAAGCCAGCAACCUGCCUUACGAUGUGACUGCAGAACAGGCUCUGACUUACCCCGAAGUGAAAAGUAAACUGGAUGCAUCCAAUGAGAGCCUGCGCAGGGUCACCGACAGAGUCCUGAAUUCCAUCAUUUCUUCCCUUGAUCUACUGCCUUAUGGAUUGAGGUAUAUAGCCAAAGUACUGAAGAAUUCAAUCCAUGAGAAAUUUCCCGAUGCAACAGAAGAUGAGCUAUUAAAGAUUGUUGGAAACCUCCUGUACUAUCGGUACAUGAACCCAGCUAUCGUAGCUCCAGACGGCUUUGAUAUCAUCGACAUGACGGCCGGUGGUCAGAUCAAUUCUGACCAGAGGAGAAACUUGGGAACGGUGGCCAAGGUCCUUCAGCAUGCGGCCUCCAACAAGCUGUUUGAAGGAGAAAAUGAGCAUCUCGCAUCUACAAACAAUUAUUUAUCAGAGACGUAUCAGAAGUUCAGGAAAUAUUUCAAAGAAGCAUGUGAUGUCCCCGAGCCAGAAGAAAAGUUUAACAUGGAUAAAUACACAGAUGUGGUGACAGUCAGCAAACCCGUCAUUUAUAUUUCCAUUGAAGAAAUCAUCAACACACAUUCACUCCUGUUGGAACACCAGGAUGCGAUUGCACCUGAAAAAAAUGACUUACUGAAUGAACUGUUGGAAUUGCUGGGAGAAGUACCUACUGUGGAAUCUUUUCUUGGGGAAGGAGCCAUUGAUCCCAAUGACCCUAACAAGGCGAAUACACUAAAUCAGCUCUCAAAGACUGAGAUUUCCCUUUCCUUGACAAGCAAGUACAACUUAGGGGAUGGUGAAGGUAUAGAUGGCCAAAGCCUCAUGAUAAAGACCAAAAAACUGAUCAUUGAUGUGAUCCGGAACCAACCAGGAAACACAUUGACAGAAAUCUUAGAGACACCCGCAACUACACAACAGGAAACGGCUCAUGCCACGGACAUGGAGAGCCGUGCAAUUAAAGAUUCCAAGGCUCCAGAAGAAAUGAAGGAUGGACAGUCUAUGGUGGAAGAUGCACAGCUGCCCCUUGAGCAGAAGAAGAGGAAAAUCCAGAGGAAUCUUCGGACAUUGGAACAGAUGGGACACAUGUCAUCCACAAAUAAAUACCAGGACAUUCUCAAUGAGAUUGCCAAGGAUAUUCGAAAUCAAAGAAUCUAUCGUAAGCUUCGAAAAGCUGAAUUGGCCAAACUUCAGCAGACCUUGAAAGCACUUAACGAGAAGGCAGCAUUUUAUGAAGAGCAAGUUAAUUAUUAUGACACCUACAUAAAGACUUGCUUAGACAACUUAAAAAUAAAAAAUUCUCGGCGGUCAAUUAAACUGGACGGGAAAGGAGAGUCCAAGGGGAUGAAGAGGGCGAAGCCAGUGAGGUACACGGCUGCGAAGCUGCAUGAGAAGGGUGUGCUGCUGGGCAUCGACGACCUGCAGACCAACCAGUUUAAAAACGUUACAUUUGAUAUCUUAUCCACUGAAGACGUGGGCAUCUUCGAUGUCAAAUCCAAAUUCCUGGGCGUGGAGAUGGAAAAGGUGCAGCUCAAUAUUCAGGAUUUACUUGAGAUGCAAUAUGAAGGAGUCGCUGUAAUGAAAAUGUUUGAUAAGGUUAAAGUGAAUGUCAACCUUCUCAUAUACCUGCUGAACAAGAAAUUCUAUGGAAAGUGAAGUGCCUGCAGAAAUUUCGUGGAUUCGGUAUCACCUGGAUCGGGAAAUGAAUCUGUUUCAUAUUUUUGUUUUUAAACAUGAUUGGAAUCACUGCUCAUAAACGUGUGAUUUUUUUUUUAAGACCAAAACUGUUCCGAAGAAUGUACCCAUUGUGCCUUUUUGAUAAUUUGAUACUAUACUCGAACGACACACAAAGCGAAUUAAUGUAAACACUUCCACAUUAUACUGUGGAAUAGGUACUCUGAUUUAAAACUUUGGACAUUCUGUGAUUUGUGUUAAAGUAGGGAGAAAUGAAUUUAGCUGACGAGGGACAAAUGUGUAAACCUAUUUUCCUAUGAAAAAAUUUUAAGUGUCCCAUUUGAAUAAUGUAAUUCUUCAUAGAUUUUUUUUUAAUCUGUGAAGAAAUGGAGACCUAAUUAUUUGUAAUGAAUUAUUUAGACAGAUACUUAGUUCUAAGCCCUGUCUUCUGGGAGUUAUCAAUUUUAAAGAGAACUUUUGUGCAAUUUUAAAUGAAGUUUUUAUAAGUAAUUGAAGGUGACAAUAACACUUUCUGUAUAAAAGUAUAUAUUUUAUGUGAUUUAUUCCUACUAAAUGACGUGCACUAGUGCCUCAUGGUAAAGACUCUUGUACCCAGAGCCUGUAAGUGACUAAAGAACAUCGUGAAUAGCAAUUCUUAGGCCCCCACCUCUACCCUUCACAAUUUAUUUGAAUACUUCAAUUGUGCCUCUCAAUUUUUGUAAUGCAAUAAAAUCAGUAUUUAGAUGGUUUUUAAAUGUAUUCUUUGAAAAUUGUUUCAUGUAAAAUAAAUGUUACU
Myotis lucifugus (little brown bat) is the source of this 5766-nucleotide messenger RNA. It is a transcript of the gene IQGAP2, whose product is annotated as IQ motif containing GTPase activating protein 2. Gene Ontology annotation, cellular component: cytoplasm. The transcript has 36 exons. Gene Ontology annotation, biological process: regulation of GTPase activity; regulation of actin cytoskeleton organization. Bases 231 to 4952 code for a protein of 1573 amino acids. The record is from RefSeq and is a predicted model, not a curated record. Gene Ontology annotation, molecular function: calmodulin binding; actin filament binding; GTPase activator activity. NCBI's taxonomy places the organism in Eukaryota, Metazoa, Chordata, Mammalia, Chiroptera, Vespertilionidae.